This is a messenger RNA of Lactuca virosa, 849 nucleotides long. The record is from the annotation of a GenBank genome assembly. NCBI's taxonomy places the organism in Eukaryota, Viridiplantae, Streptophyta, Magnoliopsida, Asterales, Asteraceae.
AUGUUAUGUGUAGGAAUAACUAAGUCUUCUCGGGAAGAUGCUGAAUACUCUGAUCUAAUUCUAUGGAAUCCUUUGAUGGGUGAGUAUAAGACGUUGUCUAAAGCUGGUUCCGACACCAUAUGUUACAUGAAGACUAAAAGUCCAUUUGGAUUGUACUACAGCUCUUCUGAUGAUAACUACAAGAUUCUACGUGUCACCGGCUAUCAUGGUGCUUAUAUAUACUCGUUGAAAUCUGACUCGUGGAGAAAGGUCGUCAAAGAAACAUAUAACUUCGAGCCACGGCUUUACCGCUGGUUCUCAUAUACUUGGGAGCCAACUGCUUUGUUGAAUGAAAAAUUGUAUUUCUUAAAACAAAAAUGUGAUGGAAACUGUAUUCGAAACUCAUAUGCGAUUCUGAUGUUCGACACAAAGACAGAAAAGUUCACUGCGAUUGCAGCUCCUUCUUUCAAAUACCAAUUAACAACUUGUUCGAGUUUCAUGGUUCACAGAGAUCGAAUCCACUUGUAUGUCACUAUUUCGGGAGGAAACUGUGUAUUUAAUGACAACAUCGAGUUGUGGAGGAUGGAUGGAGAUGGAGAUUGGACGAAGGUGGUAAAUUAUCGCCCGAUGUCAAUUUAUCUGUGGCAUGAAUACCCACUGCACUUGAUGAUGAAUGGAAACUGGCUCAUGCAUUCACGUAAAAUUGGAGGUGGCAUUCUCCAACUAGAUAUGGACAAGCAAACUACAGACGUGGUGUAUCCAAAUAUGAAUAUAGGCAUUUAUAUCCCUCUAAGAGGCAAAUACAUCGAGACUAUUGUGUCACCCAAUCAAUAUACGAAGAAACAUCUCCAUCAGACUCUUUUAACCUGA